AUGGCAGUGUCUUUGAAGAGUUUUAUCAAUGUUCCAGGGAUAGUGUCAGAUCUUAAAUCGUUCAACUUUUCCGUGUAUGGGCGUUGGUUUGGUUACAUCAAUAUUAUUCUAUGUAUAGCGCUAGGGAUUGCCAACAUUUUUCAUUUUGGGCCUGUGAUAAUCUUUUCGAUUCUGGCUUUAGGACAGGGGUUCUUUCUAUUGUUUGUGGAGGUUCCUUUUUUGGUCAAGAUAUGUCCGUUGUCUGAGAGGUUUGUUUCGAAUGUCAAGAUCUUCAACUCCAAUAUGAAGAGGACGAUGUUGUAUGGGGUGAUGGCGGUGAUUCAGUGGGUGUCGCUUGUGUUCGAGGUGACGUCGUUGGUUGUUUUGGCGAUCUGUCUAACGGUCAGUGCGAUCUUUUAUGCGUCCGGGUGGUUGACGAAGCAGGAGUUCAAGGAGAGUAAUGUGCUUCGGGGCCCAGGGUCUGAUACGUUCCCGCACGAGGCGUCGGUUAGAGAGAUGUUGUGA
This is a messenger RNA of Eremothecium cymbalariae DBVPG#7215, 504 nucleotides long. It is a transcript of the gene TVP18, whose product is annotated as Tvp18p. The transcript has a single exon. Gene Ontology annotation, cellular component: Golgi membrane. Lineage: Eukaryota; Fungi; Ascomycota; Saccharomycetes; Saccharomycetales; Saccharomycetaceae. The record is from RefSeq and is a predicted model, not a curated record. The coding region runs from base 1 to 504 and encodes 167 amino acids. Gene Ontology annotation, biological process: vesicle-mediated transport.